AUGGGGUCAUCUUUCCGAUCUCGAACACUGAAGCCCACCAUUUUCAUUGCGGUAAUAUCAGUUUUAUUCUUAUACGGCCUUCUUGCAAGAUAUCAACGGGCAAUGGAAAAAGAGGCGGAUGCCUCCCGGACUGCGGUGCGCUCGGAGGGUGUCUUGGAGUGCGUCGACUGCGAGGAGCAGACGACUCACGCUCCUCAGACGGCCCCGCCCCCCCGGCCCCUCCUCGUCCUCGCCCUCAGCUCGCUCGCCCGGAGUGGCUCGACCCUCAUGUCGCAGUUCCUGGCCACCCUGCAGGACGCCGUCUUGUUCUUCGAGCCGAUGUGGAUCAAGGAGCACACGCCGUGCGCCGAGGACGCGGCGUGCGUGGAGCGGUACGUGCGCAGCAUUUUCAGCUGCACGUUCUCGGAGGAUUUCGAGGAGUGGUUCCGCGGGAAGGCGCUUUUCUUCAACAAGUUCCACCCGGCCGUGAGAGCUUGCGCGCGGCCAGGCAACAGGACCAGAAAGGAGUGCAAGGACUCGCUCGACGUCCGCGGCAUGUGCGAGCGCGCGCCGGUCCGAGCUAUGAAGGUCAUCCGCGCGAGGCUGGCAUUCCUGGAGCCGAUGAUGAAGGACCCGCAGAUCAACUUCAAGGUCAUCUACCUGACCCGGGAUCCGCGCGGGUCCCUCAACAGCAUCCGCAAAUACGGCUGGAACAGAGACCCGCUGCUGCGCUGCUCCCACCUCGAGGCGGACCAGCUGGCCUCCGCAAAGCUCACUCGGCUCUACCCCGACAGGGUGAUGCACCUGAAGCACGAGGACUUCUGCCUCGACCCGAUGGGCAAGGCGGCCGCUAUCAUGGCCUUCCUGCACGGCGACCCAGCUCUCCCGCACGUCCUCAGGAGCUUCCUGGUCGAGCACAUGGCCACCAGGUCGACCAAGGGCGGCAUGAGCACGAUCCACAACAGCUCGGAGGAGUACGAGGCCUGGCGCCACGAGAUCACUGAGACGCAGCUGCUGGAGGUCGAGGAGGAGCCGACGUGCGUGCGGGCCAUUCGGAGGAUGGGCCACGUGGUCUUCGGCUCCGGCCAGAGGGCCAACGACUCGGCCAUCUCGCUCUUCGCGCCCAGGGAGGAAUGGCCAGCAUCACACAAGAGAAAAAUAUUAGAUCAUGUGUUCGAAUUCAACUCUAAUACAUACUUUGGCCUCGACUUCGGCCAAGAGAUAUAUCUCCUGGUAAUUUAUUUGAAGUAA
Molecule: messenger RNA, 1230 nt
Organism: Penaeus chinensis
Lineage: Eukaryota; Metazoa; Arthropoda; Malacostraca; Decapoda; Penaeidae
Product: carbohydrate sulfotransferase 3-like
Exons: 3
Coding region: 1-1230 (409 amino acids)
Biological process (GO): sulfur compound metabolic process; N-acetylglucosamine metabolic process
Molecular function (GO): N-acetylglucosamine 6-O-sulfotransferase activity
Source: RefSeq, a predicted model, not a curated record